Messenger RNA from Penicillium alfredii, 1743 nucleotides. It is a transcript of the gene aspE, whose product is annotated as septin. The transcript has 2 exons. Gene Ontology annotation, biological process: cytoskeleton-dependent cytokinesis. Bases 1 to 1743 code for a protein of 580 amino acids. The record is from RefSeq and is a predicted model, not a curated record. Gene Ontology annotation, molecular function: GTP binding; GTPase activity; molecular adaptor activity. Lineage: Eukaryota; Fungi; Ascomycota; Eurotiomycetes; Eurotiales; Aspergillaceae. Gene Ontology annotation, cellular component: septin ring; cell division site; cytosol.
AUGGCAACUCCCUCUGGUACCCGCCUGGCGCCUCCCUCUGACGGCCUACCUGCCAUCACGGAGAAUGGUCAAGGCUCCCUCAACCAACGCCGCACCUCGCUCGGUUUCCUCCGUCGUUCCAAAUCCACCGAACCCCUCGGCGAGCGCAAAUCCUCGGGCAAUCGCAAGAAGAUGUCCAAGGCUCAAGCCAUGGAAGAAGAGCUGCGCCGUCAGCGUGAAUCCUACGCGCCCAAGCAUGCCCCGCGCUUGCCUGACCUCUCCCCCACCCCACAACUGGAGACCUUUGGAGGCGAAGAGCGUGAUGCCCUCGCCGUGGACCCGACCCCGCCACGCCCCCAGUCGGGUUUUGCCGCAUCCACCUCGAUCCCCGAGCCCAUUGACCCCUAUGCCCGCACUGAGAGCAUGACCCAUCGUGGUCGCUACAGCUACGCCAGCAGUGCUGUGAGCACCGUCAACAGCCCGCGUCGUCUGCGGCGUCGCAAGGACCCCACGUCCUACAAUGUCCUGGUGGUCGGCGCUCGCAACUCGGGCAAGACCUCGUUCAUCAACUUCCUGCGCCAGGCCCUGACGAUGCCCCCGCACAAGCACCCGUCGCGCACUCCAGAGGAGCUGGUUGAACUCGACCGCCAAACCUCGCCCUACGAAGGAUUCACCUCGCAGUACCUGGAGACGGAGAUCGACACGGAGCGUGUCGGGUUGACCCUGUGGGACUCGGAGGGCCUGGAUCGCAACAUCGCCGAUCUCCAGAUGCGCGCCGUCACCGGCUUCCUCGAGAGCAAGUUCGAGGAGACUCUGGCCGAGGAGAUGAAGGUCGUGCGCUCCCCAGGUGCCCGGGACACCCACAUCCACUGCACCUUUUUGAUCCUGGACCCCGUGCGUCUGGAUGAAAAUAUCGCCGCCGCCGAGCGCGCCGCCAAUGGCACCUCUAAGCCGUCUGAUUCGCCCGUGAUCGGGGUUCUGGACCAGAACCUGGAUCUGCAGGUGCUGCGCACCGUGCUGGGCAAGACUACGGUUGUGCCGGUAAUUAGCAAGGCGGACACCAUCACCUCUGCCCACAUGCAUUACCUCCGCAAGGCGGUUUGGAACAGCCUGAAGCAGGCCAACAUCGACCCGCUUGAGAUUCUGACCCUGGAAGACCAGGAGGAAUAUACCUCGUCAGAAAGCGCGGAUGAGGAGACCGCAGACGGCGAGUUUGAGGCCGACGAAUCCACUGAGCCCGCUGAGCUCCCUGGAUCUACUGUGCCUGCUCAGCCUGCCGAGGUGGCUGAGUCUGCUGAAACCGCUGAGACUUCUGAGCCCCCCGAACCCACCGAAUCUGCCCAAGUGGCCGAUGAUGUCAAGGAGUCGGAGCCUGUGCCUGAGAAGGCGGCUCCCACCUCGCCGUCGCAACGCACCCAGAGCACGCGCAAGUCCAACGCCUCGCAUGCCGCCAGCCAGCACGUCCCGUUCUCGAUCCUGUCCCCCGACCCUCACUCGCUGGCAGCCGGGGAUCAGCCGGUCGGUCGUCGAUUCCCCUGGGGAUUUGCGGACCCCUACAACCCGGAGCACUGCGACUUUGUGCGGCUCAAGGAUUCGGUGUUUAGCGAAUGGCGCUCUGAGCUGCGCGAGGCCAGCCGCGUGAUCUGGUACGAACGCUGGAGAACCAGCCGCCUGCACCGCCAUGAGCAGCCCGCGCCGGUGUCCAAGAAGGCCAUGUACGGAGGUCGUUUGCGUCCCGUUCACGAUGGCCGUCGCACGCGAUAA